This is a messenger RNA of Orbilia oligospora ATCC 24927, 756 nucleotides long. RefSeq lists its product as uncharacterized. The coding region runs from base 1 to 756 and encodes 251 amino acids. The record is from RefSeq and is a predicted model, not a curated record. Lineage: Eukaryota; Fungi; Ascomycota; Orbiliomycetes; Orbiliales; Orbiliaceae. The transcript is spliced from 2 exons.
AUGGUCAAUCGUCAAGAACUAUUGUUUCGGGCAGAUAUCUGCUUCGAGUUGGUGGAGCGAGAACAUGCCGGAGAUGACAGAGAACCGAAGAUAUACUUAUGUCCAAAACCGAAGCAAGUAUCCGAAAGCAUAUCUGAAGAUUGUUUAUCAGCUGCAAAGCUUCUUGUGGAACAGAAUGAUGUAGUCUCGAGUUGGCUUUGUGAUACAACAGGCUCGCUCACAUAUUUUGGUCACUAUAUCAAUAUCGUUUGCGAUAGAGGCGGCGAAAUUACUCUUGAAAAAUACAUCAGGGACCUCGACCCCGUCCAUUUCGACUUCCCUUCUGGACCUUCAUCCCCACCCCCGCCACCAACAAAAGAUUUAAGGAGGAAAAAGGCUCUUGGGGCCUAUGAAGGAAACACUCCGGAACCAACAACCCCACUUUCCCUUAGUUUGGAAGAGAAUAUCGAUGAUGGAACCAGCCAGCAAUCUUGCUCCCCUCAGCUAGAACCCACCACGGUCGUACGGCGAAAACCUCGGUACAUGGUGGCAUCUGCUUCUUCAUACAUUCCGGAGCGAAUUAAACAAUAUCUAUCACAACGCUUCCUUCCCCGGUCGGUUACAACUCGUCCGCCAUCAACCUCAUCGAGUGCCGAGUGGUACUUGCCGCUUCCAUCCACGUUGCAACCGCUACGAUCUAAUUCUCUAUCCCUCAGUCAGACCGUCAAAACAAGGGUGAAAAAAGUCAUCCGUGGUACCGAGCACCGACAAACAUAA